AAGACGGUCCAAAAGAGGUCCAUUACGAAUAGCCCAAAAAACGUAGGUGGUGUAACAAUCCCUUCCCGCGAGAACAGUGAGAGAGAACCCAAACCGAUCGAAAAUGUUCCUCCGUGCAGUGGCGCGGCCGUUAAUGGCGAAGAUAAAGCAAACAACAGGGAUCGUAGGGUUAGACGUUGUUCCAAACGCGAGGGAGGUGUUAAUAGGACUCUACAGUAAGACACUGAACGAGAUCCAGAAGGUCCCAGAAGACGAAGGGUAUCGGAAAGCUGUUGAAAGCUUUACCAAUCACAGGCUUAGGGUUUGUCAAGAGGAAGAAGAUUGGGAGAAGAUUGAGAGUCGGCUUGGGUGUGGACAGGUUGAGGAACUCAUUGAAGAGGCUCAGGAUGAACUCAAACUCAUUGGAUAUAUGAUUGAAUGGGAUCCUUGGGGUAUCCCAGAUGAUCACGAAAUUGAGAUGGUUGAAAAUGAUGCACCAAUUCCGAAGCACGUUCCUCAACACCGGCCUCCUCCUCUCCCUAAGGAGUUUCAAGAAACAUUAGAGGCACUUAUGUCUCAACCAGGGAAGACAGAAAAGCUAGAAGAACUUGUGUCAAAAUCAAUAAAAGAUAAUGCUGCUGCAAACUCUAGUGAAGAAUCCUCAAAGCCAUGAACUUCAGCUACACUAUAACUUUGAAAUCUCCAUGUGAAUGUGCUUUUCCUUUUAAAGCAAGAUUUAGAGUGCACCUUUUAUUGCAUUAAACUAAAUUGUUUGUAUUAAGUAGUUUCAAAAACAGUCUUUCAGGGGCAAAUCCUGUGCUCUAAAACAACUUGGACAGUUUGAAAUAACAAGAAAUAACAUAGUACUCUGUAUGUAUGCAUGAAAUGACUUUUGUGUUUUGGUCAAAUUAAAAUAAUGUUGUCCUCAUUGUUCAUAAUCAUUAAAUUUAAAAUUGUUUUGCUAGUGCA
Molecule: messenger RNA, 948 nt
Organism: Vicia villosa (hairy vetch)
Lineage: Eukaryota; Viridiplantae; Streptophyta; Magnoliopsida; Fabales; Fabaceae
Product: probable NADH dehydrogenase [ubiquinone] 1 alpha subcomplex subunit 5, mitochondrial
Exons: 2
Coding region: 104-652 (182 amino acids)
Biological process (GO): respiratory electron transport chain
Source: RefSeq, a predicted model, not a curated record